Rhipicephalus sanguineus (brown dog tick) is the source of this 6380-nucleotide messenger RNA. It is a transcript of the gene Zir, whose product is annotated as dedicator of cytokinesis protein 7. Bases 44 to 6367 code for a protein of 2107 amino acids. NCBI's taxonomy places the organism in Eukaryota, Metazoa, Arthropoda, Arachnida, Ixodida, Ixodidae. The record is from RefSeq and is a predicted model, not a curated record. Gene Ontology annotation, molecular function: guanyl-nucleotide exchange factor activity. Gene Ontology annotation, biological process: positive regulation of GTPase activity; small GTPase-mediated signal transduction. The transcript is spliced from 42 exons.
ACGCCCAUCGCGCCAAGCAAAUCGAAGGCACCCGAAGCCCGCUAUGGCGUCUGGUCAGCGCGCGUUUGUUCAGAAACUGAGCAAACAAGCGAAUGCAGAUGUCAGACGCCAGAUCGCAAGUAGCGCAGCGGAGAGAGAUUUCGCUCAUGGACUCGGUGGAGCGCAAGGCAGUGUUCCUCUCACUGAUGUUGUUGAGCCCCUGGACUUUGAGGAGUUCCUUCAGCAGCAUCAGGAUUUGUCUGAUCGGGAUGCCAUCAGUGACUUGCUGGACUUCCCUCCUGAUGAUGUAGAAGUUGGUAUCCUGCCAAGGAAAUGUCGAACCAUAGAACCCAUUGUGCCAGAGGAGAACCCGGAGGACCUGGACUUUCACAUGAGGCAAUGCCUGCACACGUACACCUCUGAUUGGGUGGUGGUGAGUCGGUGCUACCAGGGCCACAGCUCCAGCGUCAUCGUCAGGGACGCUGCACUGGAAAGGGCGGCCGUCGUGCGCACCACACAGAAGCAGGAGUUUGAGGUGGACGUCUGCGACGAGUUGUCUCGCCAUUCACAUCAAUCCUCUCUGAGCCAGGGAGACGACAUUCCGCCCUCGCCAGCAGAGAGCAUUUCUUCGGUUGAGUUCCGUUGUGCCAGUGCUGCUGAAACUCCACGAGGAAGUUGGGCGAGCAGCGUCUUUGACCUGCGCAACUCGGCGGCCGAUCCACUGGUGCCAGCCCUGCUUGAGCGCACGCCCCCUGAGGAACUGGAUCGCCGGAACGCAACUCAGCGUCUCGAAAGACGCCACGAUGCUCUCUUUGAACUAUACCCUCUCCAAGACGAGGAGGAAAUCAUUGAAAGACGUUUGCCUGCCGAGCCACCACGAGAACAUAUGGCUCACCGGAUUCUGGUUCGAUGUCUGGCUCUCAAACUUGAGCUGGAGGUUGAGCCAAUCUUUGGUAGCAUGGCCAUUUACGAUGCCAAAGAAAAGAAAAAGGUGUCGGAGAACUUCUACUUUGACAUGAACUCUGAACCUAUGAAGAGGAUGCUCUCUGACCACAUUCCUUACCAUGACAUCUCGACGCUCUGUCGAUCUUGCAUCUUCAACAUCACGUACCCGUCGACUGACCUGUUUCUGGUCAUCAAACUCGAGAAAGUGCUGCAAGGAGAUAUCAAUGAAUGCGCAGAGCCUUACAUGAAAGAUGAAAAGAACAAAGAAAAAGUCCGUGCCAAUGCUCUGGCUACGUGCAAACGCCUUGGCAAGUACCGCAUGCCAUUUGCCUGGACGGCAGUCUACCUGCUCAAUGUGUUGACGGGGGUCAACAGCCUCGACAAGGAUAGUGGCAGCGAUCGAGACAGCAUUGGCUCAAACAACACCUUGGCAAACCUUGGAAUUGUUGUUGGUCGUCGUGGCUCACUGGAACGACGGGCUGGGUCUGAAAAGCGUCGUAGCUGGUCCCCCGACGACUUUGCCAACAGUCUCGACACUUUUCGCCCAGUUACUCUCACCGUGUCGAGCUUUUUCAAGCAGGAAAGUGAUAGACUGAGAGAUGAAGAUCUCUACAAGUUCCUCAUAGAUCUCAAGCGGUCGGGCUCAAUGCUGAAAAGACUCAAAAGCAUCCCAGGCACUCUGCGCCUGGACAUAUCGCCAUGCGCGGAGGAGGUGCGGUACUGCCUGAGUCCCGAGUUGGCACGUCUUCAUCCAUAUCCCGAUGAGAAGGGCCGUCCAACGAAGGAGAUGCUCGAGUUCCCUUUGCGCGAUGUCCUCAGGCCAGAGUACCUCUACCGGAACCUUCUCUACAUCUACCCACGCUCGCUCAACUUUGCCGGCCGGCCGGGCUCCGCGCGCAACAUUGCUUGCCGCGUGCAGCUCCUCUGCGGAGAAGACGAAAUCACUUGUGCCCUUCCUGUGCUCUUUGGUAAAUCAAGCUGUCCUGAAUUUGUCACCGAAGUCUACACAACAGUGACAUAUCAUAACAAGUCUCCAGACUUCCACGAUGAGAUCAAAGUGAAAUUGCCGGCCAAGCUCACAGACCGGCAUCACCUGUUCUUCACGUUUUACCACAUAAGCUGUCAGCGCAAGGUGGAGCAGACGAUGCCAACGGAAACUCCCAUUGGCUACACUUGGCUGCCACUGUACCACGAUGGACAGCUGCAAACGGGAGACCAGUUGCUGCCAGUGAUGCUGGACCAUCCUCCAGCCAGCUACUCGUUCCUCACGCCUAGCAUACAGAUUCCCAACACCAAGUGGGUCGACAAUCACAAAGGGCUCUUUGACAUUUCCUUGCAGCCAGUCUCCACCGUCCAUCCGCAGGACGAACACCUAGACCGGUUUUUCCAACUCUGCACGGCUGUCGAGUGCGGCCACGUGCCGCAGCGUCUUCUCAACGGCGAGACGGCAGAGACGAUGCUCCGAGCUAGCCUAAUGGAGCUUGUGAAAUGCAAACCGGGUCCACUCGUUCGUUUUCUGCCUACCAUUCUGGACGCACUCGUCCGGCUUCUUGUGCAGCCGCCCCGUCUCGGCGGCCAGCCAUUCAACCUAGGGCAGGCUGCGUUCCAUGCGCUGGCCGCUGUUGCCGAUUCAGUGGUGAAGCUCUUGGACGAUCGCAACGACAUUCAUGGAAGGAAUGCCUUGCUGGCCACGUACAUCCAGUACCAGUGCACCUUGCCACAUCCCGAGCCGUACUUGCCAUCGCCUACCAGUGAUGGACCCUCGCCUCCUUUUCCUGGCUCAGCAUGCAGCCCAGCAGGGCAUCCAGCAUGUUCUGUGCCUCUUUCAAAAUCCCCCCAUGGUCGCAGCAGCAGCAACCCAGACCUUGCCAGCUCGAGUGCUUCGGCCCUGGCGCACAUAGAGUCAGACUCGGACGUCAGCACGGUUGUGGCGCGGCCACUGGACCGCACGGCCAGCAUGCGGCCCGCCAACGGGACGGCCUCGUCUCCCCUGAGGUCGCCUCCGCCACGGAAGUUGGUCCACGAAGAGCUCGUCCUUCAGUGGGUGGUGUCCAGUGGAGCGGCACGGGAGCUGGCACUCAACAACACGUGGUUCCUGAUGGAACUUGUGAUCAAGAGCAUGACUCAGCACCUUGCCGCCACGGGCAGACUUCAGGCACCGCGCCGGGCCAGGUUCAGCACUCGCUUUGUGGACGAUGUCACGACCUUGGUGACCUCACUGACAUCUGACGUUAUUAGCCGCUGCCACCGAGAGGUGCGGGAUUUCCGGAAUGUGCAGAACCUUAACAACAGCCUGGCCUUUUUCUUACACGACUUGCUGUCCAUCAUGGAUCGUGGAUACGUCUUCAAGCUGAUCAAGGCCUUCUGCAAGCAAGUAUCGGCCAAGAUCCAGUCCCUGCCCGACGCAAGCAGCCUGGCAUCACUGAAGCUGGACUUCUUGCGUGUGCUGUGUAGUCACGAGCACUUUGUGACCCUCAACCUGCCCUUCGCGACACCGCUGACCCCUUCGCCACCAACAUCUCCUUGCCCCAGCAUCGCAUCGUCCCAGGGCUCAGUCGUGUCCAGCUCCACUCUCACUGACCGUGGCAGCGCCUUCGCCGAACUUUCACCCGAGUUCCGCCAGCAGCACUUCCUCGUGGGCCUGGUCCUGGCCGACCUUGCGACGACCUUGCAGAGCAGCAACUCACCGCUACAGGCCAAGGCUGUGAACAUGGCUCGAAACCUGCUGACAAUGCACGAUUGGGACCCUCGCUUUACAGACCUGGACGUUGUUCGGCCAAGGGUUGCUGCCCUUUACCUGCCUCUGAUUGCCGUGGUGGUGGACGCCCUGCCUUGUCUGUUCGAGUGGCGCCCUGAGGCAAGAGUCCGUUUCGCAGAAGGCACGGAACUGAAUUCCAAGCACCGUCCACCAUCCAUUCAUCAAGCAGUUGCCAUGGCGAUUGCUGGUUCAUCUGUGCCUUGGAGGGAAAACCCUGAGCAUGGCAGUGCCUAUGCUCAAGGCCAGCAGAGUGUGCUGAAAGAGGAGGCCACCAGGCACCUGCUGGUCUGUUUCCUGUGGGUGCUCAAGAACGCUGACCACCGCAUGCUGCGCCAGUGGUGGGCCGACUGGCCCCUUCAUCGCCUGCAGCACCUGCUUGAUGUGCUUUACAUCUGCGUCUCUUGCUUUGAGUACAAGGGAAAGAAGACAAUGCGAAAGUUUGCCCAGCAGACACUGAGGAAGACAUCGGACAUCAAGUCUAAGCUAGAAGACGCCAUCCUUGGUCAUUCUAGUGCACGCAGUGAGAUGAUGAUGCGUCGCCGUGGCAACAAUGCUGGUGCUGCUGGAGCAGAGCGUGGUAGUGCAUUGCAGACACCAACACAACAGGGUGACCGGCUGAGGUGGCGCAAAGACCUGACGCAGUGGCGUCAUGGCUCAGAAAGUUUUGACAGACCCAAGGUGGAAGUUGAAAUGGACGCCCACAUUGAAGGGAACCUGUCCACUGAAGUGACAGCGACAAUUCUUGACGUCCUCGAGUUGAUCAUACAGGUGGUGUCUCAGUCGGACGCACAACAGAGCGUGCUGGGCACUGUGCUGCGUGUCCUGUUGCAUGCACUGGACUGCAACCAGAGCACUCUGGUGCUUCAGAACCUCUUCGCGACUCAACGAUCACUCGUCUUCAAGUUUCCCGAGCUCCUGUUCGAGGAAGAAACGGAGCAGUGUGCCGACCUGUGCCUGCUUCUCCUAAGGCAUUGCAGCUCCUGCAUCAGCAGUGUUCGGUCUCAGGCCUCCGCGUCACUCUACCUCCUCAUGCGCCAGAACUUUGAGAUCGGAAAUAACUUUGCAAGAGUCAAGAUGCAAGUGACAAUGUCACUGAGCUCACUCGUUGGGACAAGCCAGACAUUCAACGAGGAAUUUCUGCGCAAGUCACUCAAGACUAUCCUAGUCUAUGCCGAAGAGGAUGUGGAACUGCAGGAGACUACAUUCCCGGAGCAGGUUCGGGACCUGGUGUUCAACCUGCACAUGAUACUGUCGGACACGGUGAAGAUGAAGGAGUUUCAGGAGGACCCUGAAAUGUUGCUCGACCUCAUGUACCGCAUCGCAAAGGGCUACCAGAACUCGCCCGACCUGCGCCUCACCUGGCUCGCAAACAUGGCACAGAAGCACACUGAGAGAUGCAACCACGCUGAAGCAGCACACUGCCUUGUCCACUCGGCAGCUCUAGUAGCUGAGUACCUGCACAUGCUAGAGUACAAGCCACACCUGCCCAUAGGGUGUGUUUCCUUCGAGAAUGUGUCCCAAAACAUCCUGGAAGAGAGUGCGGUGUCGGAUGAUGUGUUGUCCCCAGACGAAGAAGGAAUAUGCACCGGAAAAUACUUCACCGAGAACGGGCUUGUUGGUCUGCUGGAGCAGGCAGCCAACUCUUUUUCCUUGGCUGGCAUGUAUGAAGCGACAAAUGAGGUCUACAAGAUCCUGAUACCCAUUGCAGAAGCACAGCGCGACUACAAGAAGCUUGCCAACAUUCAUAGCAAGCUACAUGAAGCCUUUACCAAAGUUGACCAGCAGGCUGGCAAGAGAGUGUUUGGCACAUACUUUCGAGUGGGAUUCUAUGGCCCACGGUUUGGAGAUUUGGAUGGAGAGGAGUUCAUCUACAAGGAACCAACUCUGACCAAGCUGCCUGAAAUCUCGCACAGACUUGAGAACUUUUAUUCGGAGCGGUUUGGCUCCGACUAUGUGGAGGUCAUCAAGGAUUCAAACAUGGUGGACGUUUCGAGGCUUCAUCCAGAAAAGGCGUACAUCCAGAUAACCUAUGUGGAGCCCUACUUUGACAUGUACGAAUUACGGGAACGAGUAACAUACUUUGACAAAAACUACAACAUCAGACGUUUUGUGUACGCCACGCCCUUCACAGUUGACGGUCGAGCCCACGGUGACCUCCACGAGCAGUUCAAGCGGAAAACUAUUGUAACCACAGCAAACUCUUUUCCAUACGUAAAGACACGCAUCCAGGUCAUUGAGAGGACACAGAUUGUUCUUCGGCCGAUCGAAGUGGCCAUCGAGGACAUUCAGAAAAAGACAGCCGAGUUGUCGCGAGCGACGCUACAAGAGCCAGCCGAUCCCAAGAUCCUGCAGAUGGUGCUGCAGGGUUGCAUGGGAACCACCGUUAACCAGGGACCUCUCGAGGUGGCACUUGUUUUCCUCGCCGAUCUAGUCGACCCUGCUCGCGUCCCUACACCAUCGCAACACAAGCUGAGGCUCUGUUUCCGUGAUUUCAGCCGCAAAUGCUUUGAGGCACUACGAAAAAACAGAACCCUGAUUGGACCUGACCAGCGAGACUACCAGAAGGAACUGGAGCGCAACUACAACCGUUUCAGUGAACGAUUACAGCCCAUGAUACGUAACAACAGCGUUUCUCCAUUUUGGGCAAAAGGAAACUUGAUGCGUCAACCGUUGCAAGAGCCCUGAAGCGCCACGGGGU